Messenger RNA from Clunio marinus, 2864 nucleotides. NCBI's taxonomy places the organism in Eukaryota, Metazoa, Arthropoda, Insecta, Diptera, Chironomidae. The record is from the annotation of a GenBank genome assembly.
AUGCUUAAGAAAAAGGAAAAGUUUAAGAAUGAAUGUAACACAAGUGAUCACUGUGUAAGAUUUUGUUGUGAAAACCAUUCAACAUGUAAUGACGACUUUAUCAAAAAGAAUUUUCAUCUAAAUAAUUUACUGCAACUUCCUGACGAUUUCGAGUAUAGUGCUAGCGAAUCAUUGAACAGAAGCAUCAGAAUUUUAUAUGGGAAACCUUCGUGUGUUGCUCAUACAAUUUACACAAAUAAUGGCACAGGAAUGUACACGUUCCAGUAUAAUUACUUGUACGUUGAUGAUUAUUAUUAUAAUGAAGAGAAAUUCUGCUUCCAAGAUGAGAAGAUUAAUGGUGAGAUCGAAUGGAAAAUUAAUUAUUGCAAAUAUGACCACGACUUUAAAAAAAUAUUUUAUUUAAUCGUAUUCUCUGCAGCAGUGAUAAUGUUGAGCACUGUUGUCAUAAUUUAUGCUUUCGUCAGAGAACUGAAAACUCUCCAUGGGCGGAUUGUGUUGAUGUCAACUGCAAGUUUAAUUUUUGAUUAUAUUUUAUGUCACACUCCCUUAUUGGAUAUCUUUUUCAAAACAUAUUCAAGUUUUACUUUCAUCAUGGUUUUUUCAAUCUCAUUUGCAAUUAAAGUUCAUUGGUUGACCAUCAUGUGUUUUGACAUCUGGUUGACAUUUCGAAAACUUAGAUCAUCCUCUGAUGGAAUGGAAAGAUUCAAAUAUUAUUGCUUUUAUGCAUUUGGAUUGACAGGAUUGGAAAUGUUUUUCUACAUAAUCGAUACUGGAAAAUAUGUUUCUUUUUUCGGAAUCUUAUCAGGAAGAAUGAUUAACGAAAUGAUCAACCCAUUUUGUUGUGAAAAUCAUUCAACAUGUAAUGACGACUUUAUCAAAAAGAAUUUCCAUCUAAAUAAUUUACUGCAACUUCCUGAUGAUUUUGAGUAUAGUGCUAGCGAAUCAUUGAACAGAAGCAUCAGAAUUUUAUAUGGGAAACCUUCGUGUGUUGCUCAUACAAUUUACACAAAUAAUGGCACAGGAAUGUACACGUUUCAUGAUAAGUACUUGUACGUUGAUAAUUAUUUUUACAAUGAAGAGAAAUUCUGCUUCCAAGAUGAGACGAUUAAUGGUGAGAUUGAGUGGAAAAUUCGUUAUUGCAAGUAUGACCACGACUUUAAAAAAAUAUUUUAUUUAAUCGUAUUCUCUGCAGCAGUGAUAAUGUUGACCGCUGUUGUCAUAAUUUAUGCUUUCGUCAGAGAACUGAAAACUCUCCAUGGGCGGAUUGUGUUGAUGUUCACUGCAACUUUGGCUUUUGAUUAUAUUUUCUGUCACACUCCCUUAUUACAUGGCUUUGGUGAAACAUUUCCAAGUGCUGUUUUCAUCAUGAAUACAGUUUCAUUUGCAAUAACAGUUCAUUGGUUGACCAUCAUGUGUUUUGACAUCUGGUUGACAUUUCGAAAACUUAGAUCAUCCUCUGAUGGAAUGGAAAGAUUCAAAUAUUACUGCUGUUAUGUAUUUGGAUUGACAGGAUUGCAAGUCCUUUUCUUGCUCGGUGAAUAUUUGUUUUAUGAUGGCUUGUGGAGGAAAUUUCGCCCAUUAGUUGUCAUAACAUUCACUGCGUUUUAUUUUAUUGCUUGGAUUGUACAUCUGGUAUUGGUGAUUAUCACUGGCAUCAAAAUAUUCAAAAUGUCGAAGGCUUCAAACAACUCAGAACAUUCGUGGUUCGAGAGUGAAACAUUAAGAUACUGGAAAUAUGUUUCUGUUUUCGGAAUCUUAUUAGUAAAUGUAAUUAACGAAAUGAUGAACCCGUCAAUCGAUUUCGAAAUGCAUUAUUCUAGUCUUUCUGCUAUUUUGAAUUUCCAUCGAAAUAAUUUAAUACAACAUUCUGAUGAUGACGAGUAUAGAGUUGGUGAUUCAUUGAAUAGAGGCAUCAGAAUUUUAUACGGGAAACCUUCGUGUGUUGCUCAUACAAUUUACACAAAUAAUGGCACAGGAAUGUACACGUAUAAUUACUUGUACGUUGAUGAUUAUUAUUAUAAUGAAGAGAAAUUCUGCUUCCAAGAUGAGAAGAUUAAUGGUGAGAUCGAAUGGAAAAUUAAUUAUUGCAAAUAUGACCACGACUUUAAAAAAAUAUUUUAUUUAAUCGUAUUCUCUGCAGCAGUGAUAAUGUUGAGCACUGUUGUCAUAAUUUAUGCUUUCGUCAGAGAAUUGAAAACUCUCCAUGGACGGAUUGUCUUGAUGUUCACUGCAACUUUAGCUUUUGAUUAUAUUUUAUGUCACAAUCCCUUAUUAUAUGGCGUUUACGAAAAUUUCACAAGAACUAUUUUCAUCAUGAAUACAGUUUCACUUGCAAUGACAGUUCAUUGGUUGACCAUCAUGUGUUUUGACAUCUGGUUGACAUUUCGAUACUGGAAAUAUGUUUCUGUUUUCGGAAUCUUAUUAGUUAAUGUUAUUAACGAAAUGAUGAACCCAAAACUUAGAUCAUCCUCUGAUGGAAUGGAAAGAUUCAAAUAUUACUGCUGUUAUGUAUUUGGAUUGACAGGAUUGCAAGUCCUUUUCUUGCUCGGUGAAUAUUUGUUUUAUGAUGGCUUGUGGAGGAAAUUUCGCCCAUUAGUUGUCAUAACAUUCACUGCGUUUUAUUUUAUUGCUUGGAUUGUACAUCUGGUAUUGGUGAUUAUCACUGGCAUCAAAAUAUUCAAAAUGUCGAAGGCUUCAAACAACUCAGAACAUUCGUGGUUCGAGAGUGAAACAUUAAGAUACUGGAAAUAUGUUUCUGUUUUCGGAAUCUUAUUAGUAAAUGUAAUUAACGAAAUGAUGAACCCGUCAAUCGAUUUCGAAAUGCAUUAUUCUAGUCUUUCUGCUAUUUUGGUGUUUUGUUCAGC